AUGUCUGCCGUUCUCAAUGUCUGUCUUGUGUCCCCAGUGCUUAAUACGGGAGGCUUGUCAGGAAACUCAACUUUGGCGGCAUCUUGUUAAGGAUGUUGUCCCCGUCCAAGGUCCUGAAAUCUCCUUUCCGAAGCAUGCGUCAUGUGACUUCACCAAGCACUGCCUCGCUCAGCACCGAGCCUCCUGGUUUCUGGAGAUUUCAUGUAGAAAAAAAGGACGAGCCCCAAAUCCCUUCCCCUCUCAUCUUGCGUUGUUUUGACUGUUUUUUUUUCACCACCCCCCUCUCCCCCCACAACCCAAAAUGUAUCCCUCCCCCUUUCUGCCAAUGAGGACCUUCAAAGCGCUCGGAGUAUGAAAAAAGAUUUCAGGAUCCUGGAUUUGCGCCGCUCUUUUCCUCUCUUUUCACUUAAAUGCCAUCACGGUGAACGCGUCGGACGGAGAGGACGAGCCUGCUGCUAGUGGUCCGCAUUCAGAAAGUCAACAUCUUGUUUUUCUUCAUUUUAUUUUUCCCCGGAGCGACUUCAGAAGGAUGUAACAACCGAUUCACCUUGCGCAAGUCUCCUUGUCAAAAUGCAAAAGGGAAUACGACUUAAUGAUGGUCAUGUCACCUACCUGGGGCUUUUGGCGAAAAAGGAUGGUACGAGACGAGGGUGCUUGAGCAAAAAGAGCUCAGACAACACGAAAUGGCACACAAAGUGGUUUGCUUUGUUACAAAAUAUGCUCUUUUAUUUUGAGAACGAGUCCAGUUCUCGACCCGCGGGAUUAUACCUGUUGGAGGGAUGCAUAUGCGACAGGGCGCCUUCACCGAAACCCUCACAGUCAGCCAAGGAGUGUUUGGAAAAGCAGUACUAUUUCACUGUCAGCUUCACACAUGAAAAUCAAAAGGUGCUCGAAUUACGCACUGAAGAUGUGAAGGACUGCGAUGAAUGGGUGGCUGCAAUAUCACACGCCAGUUACAGAAACUUGGCCAACGAGCAUGAGACUCUCAUGCAGAAGUAUCUUCAUCUGCUUCAGAUUGUGGAGACGGAGAAAACAGUUGCUAAGCAACUUCGACAACAGAUAGAAGAUGGGGAAAUAGAGAUUGAAAGGCUAAAGUCAGAGAUCUCUGCGCUGCUCAAGGACAAUGAAAAGAUUCACGACAGCCCUGCAGCCGCCCCCACUGAUGAGGACUCAGAAAUCAAGAAAAUCAAAAAAGUCCAGAGCUUCCUGCGAGGCUGGAUUUGCAGAAGGAAGUGGAAGACAAUCAUCCAGGAUUACAUCCGCUCGCCCCACGCAGAGAGCAUGAGGAAGAGGAACCAGGUGGUGUUCAGCAUGUUGGACUCGGAGGCAGAGUACGUCCAGCAGCUUCAUAUCCUUGUCAACAACUUCUUGAGGCCCCUCCGCAUGGCAGCCAGCUCCAAGAAACCGCCCAUCACCCACGACGACGUCAGCAGCAUAUUUCUCAACAGUGAAACAAUCAUGUUUCUACAUCAGAUAUUUUACCAGGGUCUAAAAGCCAGAAUAGCGAGCUGGCCAACAUUAGUGCUGGCUGACCUGUUUGAUAUCCUGCUGCCCAUGCUGAACAUCUACCAAGAGUUUGUGAGGAACCACCAGUACAGCCUGCAGAUCCUGGCUCACUGCAAGCAGAACCGAGACUUCGACAAGCUGCUGAAGCAGUACGAGGCCAAGCCCGACUGCGAGGAGAGGACCCUGGAGACUUUCCUCACCUACCCCAUGUUCCAGAUUCCCCGAUACAUUCUUACACUCCACGAACUUCUGGCCCACACACCCCAUGAACAUGUUGAGAGAACCAGUCUGGACUAUGCCAAAUCCAAGCUGGAGGAGCUUUCCAGAAUCAUGCAUGACGAAGUAAGCGAGACCGAGAACAUCAGGAAGAACCUGGCAAUAGAGCGCAUGAUCGUAGAGGGCUGCGAGAUUCUCCUCGACACCAGUCAGACGUUUGUAAGACAAGGGUCUCUCAUCCAGGUGCCGAUGAGCGAGAAGGGCAAGAUCACCCGUGGGCGACUGGGCUCUCUGUCUUUGAAGAAGGAGGGCGAAAGGCAGUGCUUUCUCUUCUCCAAGCAUUUAAUCAUCUGCACCAGGGGUUCUGGUGGAAAGCUUCACCUUACCAAGAAUGGAGUCGUCUCGCUUAUAGACUGCACUCUACUGGAGGACCCUGAGGUGACAGACGAUGAGACCAAAUCAGACAAGAGCGGCCAGGACUUGGAGCACCUGGACUUCAAGAUUGUUGUGGAGCCAAAGGACAGCCAGUCAUUCACAGUCAUCCUGGUGGCCUCCUCGAGGCAGGAGAAGUCUGCGUGGACCAGUGACAUCAGCCAGUGCAUAGACAACAUCCGCUGCAAUGGGCUGAUGAUGAACGCCUUUGAAGACAACUCCAAAGUUACAGUGCCGCAGAUGAUCAAAUCCGAUUCAAGUCUGUACUGCGACGACGUGGACAUCCGCUUCAGUAAGAUGAUGAACUCCUGUAAGGUCCUGCAGAUCCGCUACGCCAGCGUUGAGCGCCUGCUGGAAAGACUAACUGACCUCCGUUUCCUCUCCAUCGACUUCCUCAACACCUUCCUACACUCCUAUCGCGUGUUCACCACCGCUGAUGUGGUACUAGACAAACUCAUCACCAUCUACAAGAAGCCCAUCAGUGCCAUCCCUGCUCGGUCCCUGGAGUUAUUCUUUGCCAGCAGUCAGAACAGUAAACUACUGUACGGAGAGCCUCCCAGCUCGCCCAGAGCCAGCAGAAAGUUCUCCUCCCCACCUCCUCUGGCUAUUGCCAAGAAUUCAUCACCAAACCGCCGGCGCAAGCUCUCCCUCAACAUCCCCAUCAUCACUGGGGGCAAAGCGCUUGACCUGGCUGCCCUCAGCUGCUCCUCAAAUGGCUAUGCAAGCAUGUACGCCAUGUCUCCAUUCAGCAAGACCACCUUGGACAUCAACAAGCUUUACGUGUCCAGUCCCAUCUCGAGCAAAAUCACUGAUGAGGGGGAGGACAAGAAGGACAAAGUGGAGGAUACAUCAGUGACCAAACAAGAUCUCUCUGUACGAGAAGAAACUGACAAUGAUCCAAACCAGAGUGAUGAAGGGGACCAGGAAGCCUCUCCCACCAAAUCCCCAACCACGCCAAAAAACAUCAAAUGCAAAAACCCCUCAGAAUUCUCCCUUUUUUCCUACAACAAUGGCAUGGUGAUGUCCUCCUGUCGAGAGCUGGAUAACAACCGCAGUGCCGUGUCUGCCGCCUCUGCCUUUGCCAUUGCUACGGCGGGGGCCAAUGAGGGCACACCGACCAAGGAGAAAUAUCGCCGGAUGUCCCUCGCCAGUACUGGUUUCCCAACAGAUCAGAGAAAUGGAGACAAAGAAUUUGUGAUCAGACGAGCAGCAACCAACAGAGUCCUGAAUGUUCUGAGGCACUGGGUGUCCAAACACUCUCCGGACUUUGAGAACAACAAUGAGCUGAAGACAAAAGUUAUUGUCUUCCUGGAGGAGGUGAUGCAUGACCCUGAGCUGUUGACCCAGGAGAGGAAAGCAGCUGCCAACAUCAUCAGGACUCUAACUCAGGAAGACCACGGCGACAAUCAGAUCACCCUUGCAGACGUUACGCAGGUGAUGGGUGAAUGGAAGGUCGAGCAAUUUGAGAGUCACUCUGCGUUGGAGAUCGCAGAACAACUCACUCUGCUGGAUCACCUGGUGUUUAAGGUCAUCCCAUAUGAGGAAUUCUUUGGACAAGGCUGGAUGAAGAAUGACAAAAACGAGAAGACACCGUACAUCAUGAGAACAACAAAGCACUUCAAUGAUAUAAGCAACCUUAUUGCCACGGAGAUCCUGCGCUGCGAUGACGUGGUCCCUCGGGUGUUUGUCAUAGAGAAAUGGGUGGCAGUAGCAGACAUCUGCCGCUGUCUCCACAACUACAAUGCCGUGCUGGAGAUCACCUCCUCCCUCAACCGCAGCUCUGUCUUCCGUCUCAAGAAGACUUGGCUCAAGGUUUCCAAGCAGACAAAAGCCUUGAUUGACAAGCUGCAGAAGCUGGUCUCAUCAGAGGGGAGGUUCAAAAACCUGAGAGAGGCUUUGAAGAAUUGUGAUCCUCCGUGUGUGCCCUAUCUGGGGAUGUACCUCACAGAUCUGGCUUUCAUUGAGGAGGGAACGCCUAACUACACUGAGGACAGCUUGGUCAACUUCUCAAAGAUGAGAAUGAUUUCUCACAUCAUCAGAGAAAUCAGACAGUUUCAGCAAACCGCAUACAAAAUUGACCUGCAACCAAAGGUAGCCCAGUAUCUGCUGGACAAUAGCUUUGUUCUGGAUGAAGAAAGCAUGUAUGAAGCCUCUCUCAGAAUUGAGCCUAAAGUGCCCAACUGAAGUUGGUUAUCCACAUUAUUUCCUCUGGUAAUAUUACACAUAAAUUAAGGAACGCAUCAGCUUGUGUAUGGUUGUACAUGUUUAAGAUAUCGGAACUUCUGUACAGUACAUGUUUAAGGUUGUUUGACACAAUAUAUUUCAGUUUUCAGUGUAUAUUUUUCAUUUAUUACUGUUGCCAUGACGCAAACUGCUUUAAGGUUUCUUUUUUCAAGCAUAAUAACAGAGGUCCCUUUGCCUGCACGUAACUGUGUCUUCUUAGUGACCAAUGACAUUAUUUUGCAUUAUCUCAUUUCAAUCAGGACAGACUAAUAAGACAGAUAAUUGACAAACAUUUAUUACACAGUAUAAUAUUGCAAUCGUGCAGAAUCUUUGGCGUUUGGACUCCAUCCUAAGCCGGGAUAAUAAAGGGGCCAUGAUGCCAAGUUCUGCUUGGCCGAAUCCCCCCAAAAGAUGAAUUUUAUGUGCAUAAAAUGAACAGUGUCUAAUCUACUGCCGCCGCAGCGUCCUAAGAAAAGGAGACAUAAUCACGAGAGAAAUGGUUUUCAACAUCACUUAGACAAGCUAGCCGGAGUAGCCCCGGUGACUAGUAAAGCGAAAAACACCCACUAAAGUGCCAAGCUCGAACUGGUCACGUUAGACCCGGAGGCCACAGGGGUCUCGUUAGACCCGGAGGCCACAGGGGUCUCGUUAGACCCGGAGGCCACAGAGGUCUCGUUAGACCCGGAGGUAACAGGGGUUCGAGGACACCAGAACCAGUUAUGUGCAUGACUUAAGGGUAGUUGUUUCCAAAACUCGUUGAUUUUUUUUGCAAUAGUCAAGCGGUCAUGAUAGACCCGGCCGCAACCAGCGGUCACAAUAGACCCGGCGGCCACAUGGCGGUUACCUAUCCCAUUGAAACCCCUAACAAACUGUCAGUAGGCUUCAGCUCCUGGCCAACGAUGCGGUUGUGGCUCUUGGGGAAACCCAGGCGCCAUCCCUGCUAGCUGCACAGAAAAUCUAUGGCGAAAAGCCUCGCUAUUACGCACUCUUGUCAACAUGCCACGAGUGCAGUUUGGCUUUAGGCUGGAGCAUAGCUCUGCAACGCGGCUGAGUCUUUACGCACAGUUGUCGAUGAACUUUUUCAUUUUUCUGCUUGUUGCCGAGCAGUUCCCCGCCAGAAUAGGUGGAAUAACGUUUUAUUUUUUUCUCGAAGCUAACACAAAGAAUGGCAUCUUUGUGUAAAAGUUGGUUUGUUCUUCAUCUUUAUUUAUUUUCACCUUCCUCUGACAUAUUUAUCCCAUAUUCCAGCCGCAAAUUGUACACCACUCGAUCGGCAAAACAACGUUUGCGGAGAUCUCCCUCCAUGAAUUGGAGGUCACUUGCACGUUCUUAUAGUUCGCAAGUAACGUGUUGUAUGUAAGUGGUCAUGUUUCCGUAUCUAUUCUGACGAAGCGCUUCGAUUUGGUUCAAGUAGAGGUGUCGCCGACGGGCGGGCAGAGCUGGGUGACCCAAUGCCGCACGGAUAACGAGACUGUCGCUGGCAACCCUGAGCAGGAAUUCCAUCUACACCAGGAACUAUUUUACCGGGACUUGUUCCGUAGCAGGACUUCCUGAAAGCUUCCUGUCCAUAUUAAGUUUCUCUUACUAAAUUUCUUACUUUGAACUUACUUUGAAACCCAACACACACCUAGGCUUGGGUAUCGAGUAUCGAGGAUCGAUUGGAAUUGGGACUAGCUUUGCGAUUUAUCCGUAAUCGUUCAAAAGUUUUAAUUCGAUUCCUACUUUCGAUUCUCAGUCCGCCGACCGGAAAUAGAAACUACUGAACACCAACGAAGAAGCGUCCACCGGAAGUGUUGGCACAACAGCGCGAUCGAAAGUAGAUAGCGUGCAUCGGCGGUCCAAAGUGUGGUUACACUUUUCGAAACAAACCCGAAAACUUGGCAAACUGCAACAUUUGCAGCCAAAUUGUUUCAUGCAUAAGAGGGUGCACGUCAAAUAUGAUUAAGCACCUCCGAGGUCAUGGAGUGGAAGUAAAUGUGUGCCCCAUCUUUAACGCGCUGCACCAACCGUCCUCCGCUGCCUCUUCCUCUGGCUCCAAGAGUUAGCCCAUCAGUGGGAGCAAGGUAACGUUUAAGUUAACCUGCAGUAUCUUACACUCAUGUGUAAAUGUGUUUUGUGAGGUUUCAAAAAUAAAGCUCUUGAGGAAAGUGUACCCCUGUUAAAAUAUAUUCAUAAUUUAUAAUGUUUAUACAAUAUUCAAGUUCAUAGUUUGAUAUUUAUAUUGUAGUUGAAAACAGCCCUGUUAGAAAUUCAUAGUAAAGUUAAUAAAAAGUAAAAAGUUCAUAGAAUUAACAUUGAUGGAGAAGGUCAGAGUAUUUCCUUCAGAAAGACCCUUGGUUAGCUAGCUCAUUUAAAAUAUCUUAAACUUAAACUUUUUUGACCCUGCCUCUUAAAAGAAUCGGAAUCGAGACAAGGAAUCGGAAUCGUUCAAAUUCAAACGAUACCCAACCCUACACACACCCAAUUGUGAUACUUUCCUAUUAUUGCUAGUGGUCCUGCUUGUUGUGUAUUUAUUUAUGCUAUACAUUGUCUAUCAUGGCCCAUAAUUUGAAUAUUCACAGUCAUUGUCCAGGUAUAGCCAUUAUUAGGCUAUACUGAUCUUUUAGCAGAGCCGUUCCCUUGUAGUCAAGUCGGUGAAUACUUUGGAAACUUUACGGUACUGGUUGUAGCAUCAUACUCCCCUCAGGCUAGGGCUGCACGGUAUGGCCAAAAUCCACAUCACGGUGUUACGAAACAUUCUGACGGUAUCCCGGUAUAUCGGGGUAUUGUUUUUCCAAGUAAACACAUUCAUUGACCCUGAAAACGACCGGCUACCCGAACGCUGGCCAACAUUCUUGAAACUGGCCGGUGAGUUAGUUUGUUAGCAUGUUAGCUUGUUAGUGUGUUAGCUUGUUGUGGCUGCAAACAGCCUACCCGAACAGCUGUUCACGGCUCAGCUACCCGACAGCGUUUGUUGUGGGUUAUUCAUGGUUAUAAAGUUAUCCAUGACUCAAUCUCAGCACAAAACUACCUCCGACCGCCGGGCGAUGUGUGAUGACUGUAAAAAUAAAAUCUGCCGCCUGACGAAGAGCAACUCUGUUGUUAUGGUGUAACACCGGUAUGAAUGGUAUGUGAGAAAUUCAUACCAUAGGGAGAUCUUAUACUAGCCCUAUCUCAGUCCAUACAAUACGUCCCGGUAGACGCCAGCGCUACGUGCUAAACCGUGGAGCGGUUACUUUAAACACCGCAGCAUCACCUCCCGACGCGGCGCUAGCAUCACAUGAAGACGGCCGAAUAAUGCCAACCGGGGUAUCGCUUUUUGUCACAGAGCUUCACCUGAGCGUGUCAAUAUGUUCGCCGUUUAGUAUCUUUACGCCUGCCCGGUGGACGACCCGGGACUGGGGAUGCUCCACGAUGCUGCUUUCAUUGUGAACAAAGUGGCUCCACGUUUCCCAGCGUUGGAAAUGAAGUGAUGAGUCGUCACCGGCCCGGAGUGGCUGGUAGAGAGCCCGUCCGGGGUGUAGGCCUCUCCGGUUAGCCCGCAUAGGUUGUGCUAGUCGCUCCCUCACAGACCUAACGUUAAACCCUUAACAGCACGACUGUUUUAUGCCCUGGCUCUUAUGAAGCCCUUGUAGUUGCUUCUGAAUUAUUGUACUUGCUUCUUGUUCUGUACCCUCUGAUGAAUGCACUUCUGGUCCCUUUGGCUUAAAGCUCCCGCUGAAUGAACGUUACGUAAAACAUAAUGGGCUGCUUUUGAUUCACUCAUCCUUCUCUGUCCUGGUGCGGUCGGCAGGCAGGGAUCGACCCGCUCUCUGCCGGCUGUGAGCUUUACGCACUAACACCUGGGCAGAGGGAAGCUUGGUGCUGGUACCACGCAGCGCUCUUAUGUUUAGCCUCAGUGGCGAAUGCUACCACGCCGGAACCUCGGCCCGCUCUUCUUUUCUCUGUCUUUACGGGCCCCAACAUCACAUCCAGUUUCGCAAUGCAGAGAGAACCCUUUAAAGGUUGACAGCAAUUAUGUGAUUGGUUUACAGCCACAGCGCCGCCUCUGAUGGUCGUAUACCCCUGGGUGCAGCCAAUCGCAGCUGAUUGGAUAAUUCUGGGAGACCAGCAUGUGGCAUAAAGGUAGUCUUCCUUCUAGAACUACCGCUUAAGCCCCAUACUGUAUUGACUUUGCACUUUCUAAGUACCCGUUGGCUGUUGUUCCUACUGAGUUUCUCUGCAACCAAUGUAGCAUUUUAAAAAUGAACCGGCGUCAUUUCAGGUAAAACACCACACAGAGUAGAACUGGAUAUAAAGAUACGGAUCAAUGCUCAGUGAGGCACCAAAAGCAUGUCUCAAUGAUUCCAAAAACAAGAAGGAUUUGCAUUUUAAUUGGUGUUCUCUACUCCAAAGUCAGAUGUUAUAAAAUGUUUUUUUUUUCCGGGAUCUACCCUAAGCUUCAUAAAAAGUUAUAAAUAACAAAACUCAAUUUUGACAAGAAGGUUACAUCACAUCAUUAUUUCAGUGUUAGGGUUGUUUGAAUAAUUUCAUAAUUUAAAUUGAGGGGAUCACCUAAAGAAUGAAAAUGAUGGCGCUCAAGGAGAUGGAGAAGAGAUUACCUCAGGAAAUUGUGGAUAUUGUUUCUAAGGGCUGUCUUUGUCCAAAGAAAUUCUUAGUGAACUCACAUUCAUACUUUUUUUUAACAAAUUAAUGUUUAUUAUCAUUGUUAAAAAACAUGGUUGAUGAGAACAGAACAGGCCUUCAUUUAUGGUUCAGACUCACACAGUUUCUUUGGUCCCUUGUUGCAAAUUCUCCAAAGGCUUUUUCAGUCCACAGGGAGGCAGAACACUCUGCUCAAAGACACAUCCUCAAUUAGAUAAAAUUGAGAGUAUUUGAUGUAUCUAUGUAUUUGUUGUAAAGCAAUACCCUCCUCCUCUCUUGUCGCACAAGGCACCAAAACUAAUCUUUAUCUGUGAUAAAAAAGAGACUAAAACUCUUUAGGUUGUUGUGAUUUAAUGUGAAGUAUUUGACAUCUGAAAUUACUGUUACACUUAAAAUAUAUCAAUAGAGUACAGUGACUUCUACCUGUGUCCAAAUGUAAUGUUUCUUGGAUUUUAGUUCAAUUCAUAAAAAAAAGAUCACAUGCGUUGGAAAGUGUUGUAUCUUCAGGUAUGGCAUUGAUUCUGUUGAGUAAAAGGUUUUGUAAUUAAAAGACAAUCUGUCCUUUUUGCUGUUCCAGUGAUUGUGGAACGUGACUGUAGAUCACUCUGUUAUAUGCAUUGCUGUUUAAAACUGAUAAAACGUAUGUGAAUGACCUCUGCCUGCAGCAUUCAAGCACUAUUUUUGUAGUAGUAUAAGAGAGAGUGACUUGCUCUUUAUAUGAAUAUAUAAAAAGUAUUUUGUACUUUGUUGUUAAUUCACCUCACUGAGAUGUGCUGUACAUUUUGUACAUGCAAACCUGCAUAAUUCUCAAUGUGAAACAGUGUACUCCUUUCAACGACAAAAAUAACUUGUAUCUCAAGCUUGUACACAAAAAGCUACAACAGUGUGGUUCUGAAACCAUGAUUUAGAGAUGGCAGACAAUUGCAAAGUGUUUUGCAUUAAAACUGUUAUCCUGUCUGUAACCAUUUCUGUUAGCAGGAAUAUAGUAAUGUAGUGCUUAUUCUGUAAAUAUUUGUAUGUCAUUUUUACGAUGUAUGUACAGUACACUUUUGAAGCUCAUGUGGUAGGCAUGCAACACCUUCACAGACCAAAUGAUAAUAUAUACUUAUACUGUAUACAUGCACAUACUCUUAUAAAGGUAUAUCAACGAAUAAACAUUUUGCUGUUAGCAAUA
Molecule: messenger RNA, 10174 nt
Organism: Pungitius pungitius (ninespine stickleback)
Lineage: Eukaryota; Metazoa; Chordata; Actinopteri; Perciformes; Gasterosteidae
Product: ras-specific guanine nucleotide-releasing factor 1
Exons: 27
Coding region: 571-4338 (1255 amino acids)
Biological process (GO): positive regulation of GTPase activity; Ras protein signal transduction
Cellular component (GO): plasma membrane
Molecular function (GO): protein binding; guanyl-nucleotide exchange factor activity
Source: RefSeq, a predicted model, not a curated record